Messenger RNA from Amoebophrya sp. A25, 657 nucleotides. The record is from the annotation of a GenBank genome assembly. Lineage: Eukaryota; Dinophyceae; Syndiniales; Amoebophryaceae.
CCUCGAGUCAGCGCGUGCUUUGUUGGACGCUCACGCGGAUCCCGAAAGGCAGGACCUGCAUGGGGAAGAUGCUCGCUUUCUUCUGGCGCGAGGAAAGUCGGAUGACGAUGCUAUUUUCCAUCUGCUUUUGCGGCCGCUUUUGUUGAGUGGACUAUUUGCUCUUUAUUCGCACUUGAUCCAAAGCUUGCCAGGGUCAAUCAGUAUGUAGAAAAAAUCUUUAUCCAGCAUUCUGUUUAUAAUGUCACGUGGUUAGGUUAUUAUCCUUGUUUACGUCUCUAUUCUAUUUCUAGUACCCAAGUAGAUCAGUAGAAAUCCGAUCCGAAGUUGUUGUAUAAUCGCGUCCUCGGAGAAGAACAGUUCAAGGUUCAACAUGUUCAUAUGUUUGUCUCCGUACAAGGUUUGGAGCUUAUCGGUCGGACUUUACUUGUUAGUGAGUGUUGAGUGAAAAGCCACAUCUGGAUACCUCUAAUGCCGAUGACACACGAAGUUGGCGCCGGAGAUUCACCUGAGAAAGAAAGAGAGCGUAAAAGCAGCAAGCCGACAAUCGAGAUUGCAACGCCGACGCAGCGGCUGGAGCACCUCAAGCGGACCAACCUGAACGGCGAGACCCUUUUGCACAUGGCAGUCCUGCAUGGUCGCGCUGCACUUGUCCGCGCG